UUUCAUGUCAACGUCGUGUGUCAUUUUUUGGCAGUGGCUUCGCCAGAUCAGAAAACGCUGUUGUUUACGUGUGUUUUUCCUCAACCUAGAUCAACGAUAAAGAAUGGAUUUAUCGAGCAUUCUACCAAAUCCAGUGCAACCCGUUUGGGACCGGGACGAUGAGCGCAAGAAGAGAGCCGCCCUGAAACCAUCGACGGCUCUCGUGUCCGCCCAAGCAAUUGCACCCCCUUAUGGACAGCGCAGAGGCUGGGUGCCCCGUAAUACUACCGAUUAUGGGGAUGGAGGCGCGUUUCCGGAAAUCCAUGUCGCCCAGUAUCCGCUGGAAAUGGGGCGCAAAAAGGACGCCACAUCAAAUGCCCUGGCCGUUCAAUUGGACGCUGAUGGGAGGGUAAAAUACGAUGUGCUUGCCAGACAGGGACAUGGCAAGGAUAAAAUCGUCUAUUCCAAGCUGUCGGAUCUCCUGCCAGUGGAAAUGGUUUCUGAGAAUGAUCCGUCCCUGGAAAAGCCUGGCCAGGAGGAAAUUGACGAUGUGACGGAGCGCACCAGGCAGGAGCUCAUGAAAAUCACCAACUCCAAGAUAGCUGCAGCUAUGCCGGUGCGUGCAGCAGAUAAGCUGGCUCCUGCCCAGUUUAUCCGCUAUACGCCUUCGCAGCAAGGAGCUGCAUUUAACUCAGGAGCCAAGCAGCGAGUAAUUAGGCUGGUCGAGGCCCAAGUGGACCCCAUGGAGCCUCCUAAAUUCAAAAUCAAUAAGAAAAUACCCAGGGGACCCCCAUCGCCGCCCGCCCCUGUGCUGCACAGCCCUACCAGGCGAGUAACAGUGAAAGAGCAGAAAGAAUGGAAGAUUCCACCGUGUAUCUCCAAUUGGAAGAACGCUAAAGGUUACACGGUUCCUCUUGAUAAGCGACUAGCGGCAGAUGGCAGAGGUUUGCAGCAAAUUCACAUUAACGAGAACUUUGCCAAACUGGCUGAAGCCCUUUACAUUGCUGACAGAAAAGCGAGAGAAGCUGUGGAAACUAGGGCGCAGUUAGAGAAGAAACUCGCUCAGAAGGAAAAGGAAGCGAAAGAAGAGCAUUUGCGCCAGCUUGCUCAGAAGGCGCGUGAUGAGAGGGCAGGCAUCAAAACCUCGGGAUCCACUCAUGUGCGCACUGCCGACGACGAAGAGCAAGAACGAGACGCUCUUCGACAGGACAGACACAAAGAGAGAGCUAGAGACAGGAACCUGGCGCGGGCCGCGCCCGAUAAAAGAAGCAAACUACAAAAGGAACGGGAAAGGGACAUUUCUGAGCAAAUCGCCCUUGGCAUGCCAGCCAGGGGCCCGUCAGCAACUGAAGCCCAGUUCGAUCAGCGACUCUUCGGACAGGCCAAGGGGCUGGGACAAGGCUUCCACGAUGACGAAGCCUACAAUGUGUACGACAAGCCGUGGAGGGAAGGUGGAUCAAUGGCCAAUCACAUUUACCGGCCCAACAAGAACAUGGAUAAGGACAUCUACGGAGGCGAGGAAUUGGACAAGGCAAUCAGAACCAAUCGCUUUGUGCCAGACAAGGAGUUUGGAGGCACCGAUCGGUCGGCAGCCGGUCGCAGUGGGCCUGUACAGUUCGAGAAAGAAGAGGAUCCUUUCGGUUUGGAUCAGUUCUUGUCCCAGGCCAAAAAGGGGAGCAAGCGCAAGGAGCCCGAGAAGAGAGACGACCGUGAUAAGAAGAAGCGAAGGGACUAGGACUUGUACAGUGUUUUCGUGUUGGAGUGAAUGCACCGAUCGAUAUUGGAUGUAUUUUUACGAUUGAUCCAAAAACAUAAUUGUCCACUGACAAGUUAUUCAUUAUUCAGUUAAUAUUGUUCGGGCAGUUUUUUCUAUAGUUGUAUUUGUAAAUAAUAAUUUGGCUGUUUGGGUUGCUUUUCCCGAAUGAAGCCUAAUUUUGUCAACUUGAAAAUAUCUGCGAAAAACGCCAGUGUGUGCAAAAUGUACGCGGAACCAAUAAGAGUAAAAACAUGUAAAAAAACUUUAA
Molecule: messenger RNA, 2003 nt
Organism: Dendroctonus ponderosae (mountain pine beetle)
Lineage: Eukaryota; Metazoa; Arthropoda; Insecta; Coleoptera; Curculionidae
Gene: Bx42
Product: puff-specific protein Bx42
Exons: 1
Coding region: 104-1714 (536 amino acids)
Biological process (GO): mRNA splicing, via spliceosome
Cellular component (GO): spliceosomal complex
Source: RefSeq, a predicted model, not a curated record